Molecule: messenger RNA, 589 nt
Organism: Caenorhabditis auriculariae
Lineage: Eukaryota; Metazoa; Nematoda; Chromadorea; Rhabditida; Rhabditidae
Source: the annotation of a GenBank genome assembly
AUGACAACCGACUACUACGCGAUCCUCGAUGUCGACCGUCACGCAGAUGACGCCGAGAUCAAAAAAGCCUACUACAAAAUGGCCCGCAAAUACCAUCCAGAUAAGAAUUCGGAUAGCGAAGCGCCAAGAAAGUUCCAGGUUUUAAUUUUUUUUUUUCUCUCUCAAGUUUUCUUAUCGAAUACACUCAAAUUUAGCAAAUUUCCGCGGCCUACUUUAUUCUCUCGGACCCCAAAAAAAGACAGGAAUAUAACCAAUCAGGAACUUCAACAUUCGACAGCUCUAGGUAGGCAAACCAAAUUGAAUCACUAUAAUAUCUAAUUCAGGCCUUCCAACGGCCAAGGAAACUUCUCUUCAAGCACCUUUAACGCUGAAAAACUCUUCGAGGACUUUGUGACUGAGUUCAGUGGAAAAAGGUCUGAAAGCAAAAAUCAAAAAGUAAGAUUUGAAAAAUUUUCAGUAUGUUCGACAUUGAUGGUUUCGAUGAUGGGUUUAUGCCUAAUUCACAAAAGGUGAGAUUUAAAACCUGCAACUUUUUCACAUUCAUUUUCAGAGUGGAGGAUCAAGAACCAACGGCAGCCGUGCAUAUUGA